AUUCUCUCACCCUUGUCAUUCCCCCCACUCUUCUCUCCUCACUCAUCCCCGUCUUCAUGGAUGCUAGACGCGGGGAUGUAUGAGCCGUUGUAUCUUUCCUUCGACGCCUACCCGACCGUAGUCCCCCGUGUCAGGGUACGAGGCGUCAUGGCUCUAUUCCUCGCUGUCUCCAUUUUGUGGGCCCUUAUCUGGCUACUCUACCGUGCGUGGCAGGUAUGCCAGACCCCCAAUGAUCUUUUGGUCGAAAAGUUGGGCUUGGAUAUCCCCCCGCCGCCGGAGGUCACCCUGGAAGAGAUCACCGCUCGUGAGAUUCGGAUCGCUUGGAAACAGCCCGAGUUUCAUAAUUCUAUUCAUAAGCAUAUAAUCCAGGUGAAUGGCGCCAAAGUGGGUGAGUCGAAACGGGCAGAGACCGCUGUUGAGAUAUUGAAUCUGGUCCCCGGAAGUAUCUAUCAUAUUUGCGUUCUGUCCGUGAGCGCGGCCAAUUUCCAGACUCCCAGUGCUAUCAUCCAUGUACGGACGAAAUCCAUUUCCCUGUCGUCCGCUCAGCAGAAUGCCGCCGUCGGUAACCCUACGAUCCGUGCUUCCAUUCCCCGCUCGACGGCUGGACUUCCGACUCCGUCAGCCCCGGUGAUGUCCCGUGAACAUAGUGGAGGUCAAGUGCCGAAUAAGCGGUCGUCGGCCGGGCGCAAACAAUCCCCCGCGAGUGGCGCCGAUUCUUCCCACGGUACGACGAAUGUCGAAGAACUGCAACGGAGUGAGGCAAGCAACGACCGCGAUGGAAACUUGGAGAGGCUUGCCGACCGAUUGAAGCAACUGCAGCACGAGAAUGAAGCGGUGGAGAAGCAAACUGGCGACGAGGACGAAGAGCACGUUGCUCUUCUCAAAGAUCUGGAGAAACAACGGGACGAUCUACGGAAGCGUGUCAAGGAAAAGGACGAGGCGAGCGGGGACUUGAAGAAGCAGGUGUACAAGUUGGAGAGCGUCAAUCGCAGCGUGCAAAGUGAAAAGGUCAAACGCGAGAGACUGUUGCAACGCAAGGAAUCCGAGCGCAAGAAACGGAAGAACGAUAUCAUUCGAUGGCGAGAGCAGAUGGAGCGGAUGGCCAAUGACGUUGCGCAGGCAAGGGAGGAGAAGACCCGAGUGGAAGAAGAGAAGAAAAACCGGUUGGAGGAAGUCCAGGAGAAGAUUGCUAAGGAGCAGAUGGAAAUGAAGGUUAUCGACGACGAGAUUCAGGAUAAGGGUGGACGCGUGAAGAAGCUCGAAGACGAGAGGAAGACCACCCAGGCGCCGGAUAGCGAGGAUGGAAGGGAGCUGGAUCGCAUCGACAACGAACGAGCCCGGCAGUGGGAGAUGAAAUUGAGCAGUCUGCAUGCACGAUAUGCCACACUGGUGAACCUGCACGCACAGGCUCAACAGCAGUACCACGAAGCGCAGGAGCGUCUGAAGUGGCUCACCACCCAGAGACCCGGCAGCACCGGUCCCUUCGCCUUGCCAGCCCUGGAUCUCGAUCUGUCCAACACAGCAACUAUUCGCCCCCGUCGCCAUCGCAGCUCGCUCGCCAGUAACGUCUCCUCGCCUAUGAACUUUGCUACCAUGGAGCCGUCGUUCUCGGGUAGCAUCGCCUACAAUCCCCCGACCACGAGCUCGCCUACGUUUGCGCCCAGUUCGGCAUUCUUCAACAUCAACAAUGGGAUGACUCUCCCGGAUCUGUCUGGCCAGGCAGAGACUAUUCGCGGAGCCGAGUCCGAAGUCUCUUUCGGUUACAACCCCCAAAUGAGCCCUCGGGCAGACGCGCUCCUCCCAUCCGAUCUUCUUGGGGAUGAGGAAUCGCCCGAGCUUCCCCGCCCGGUGAUUCGUCCUCGAUUCUCGAGCUAUGAGCAGCAACAAAUUCCGCCAGACGGCUUUCCGGACGGCUUCCCGCACGGUCCACCAUCCCCGGUCUCUUCUGGUAGUCGACCCGGAAGUGUGUUUCCGAGUCCACACGAAAACCCCCGUCAGGAGACGGAUUCUCAGCCUGCUAAUUUUCCCGAUGCGGAAGAGGCCCCGAAGAGCGCGUCGCGGCGACUGUCGGGUCUCUUUGGCUUUCAUCGGCCGCGUGGCAAGACACUUGCUGACGAGCCCCCUUUGCUGGGCACCUUGAAAGCCGGGCAGAGCCAGUCCUUCCCGCGGAACUUGGACGAAAUGGAUCCGAUCGGUGCCCGACGCCGGCGAUUGAGUCACACUGGCAACUGGGCCAACCCUAUGUCGUUAUUCCCUCGGAGCAACACGGCCGGUGUCACGGCCGAUAGCUCGUCCGACCACGCGCCGUCCCGACGGGCCGCAAUCACCAGUAUUUUCUCUCCCAGCCGGUUCGGUUUCGGCGGUGGAAACGGCUUGGCUAAGUCCGGAGAUCACUCGGACCUCAGCACUGGAUACAAUCAAUUCAGCCCAAGACAUGACCCUAUCGACCCAUCGUCGAUUCUCGGGACCGUGCGACGAGGCUCGCUGUCUCCCCGUCCGUCCUCCACGUUCUCAUUCGAUAACCAACUCCCCCACCCAUCCACGGACAAUCGGCAUUUCGGCUGGCCGUCGGCAGAAAAGCCUGAACACCGGAGUCCCUUGGGCUUUGACUGGGCCUCGCCAUCCACCUGGUCUAGGGUCCAAUCGCGUCGACCGUCGACCCAGUACGGCUCGUCCGGCCAUCUCCCCCUCACACUGACGGGCGAACCGGAUUUCCUCCAGGAUUCUUCCUACGAGCGCCAGGGACGGCCUUUGCAGGCGCCCAUUGGGACCCGGCCGUCGUCUUCACAUCGACCAAUGACCCCGAGAUUGAACCCCGCAGCACCCACCUUCAAUGCAGUCUUCAAGUCCGGCCAGGGCAAGGAGCACGAAGAUCCCACGGACCGAGACCUGGAAGGCCCUUUCAACAUGUCCAUGGACGGCUCACCCUGUGAUUCCCGCGUCUCUCGGGAUUCCCGAUCACUAUCCAACUUCGCAGGCGACUCAUACGAAUCACUCGAGCGAAUGCCAUCCGCCGCAUCCGCCGACAACAGCAGCUCAAAGGAGUCUUUCAUCCGCAAGAUCACGCGCAAGGGGAGCUCAGGGAAAUUCAGCUCCUGGAAGGACCGGUCGGGGCUAUUCUCCAAGAAGAGCGAAUCCGUACACGGCGACGACGGCGACACGAACGGCGAAGCGCAGCUCGCCAAGAGCGUGGAUAGCACUGUCUCCAGCAUUCUCUCGGCGGACAAGUCGUCCCGCAGCAGCCUGGGUUUCUUCAGUCGCAAGUCGCGCCGGUCCGAGAAGGCCGUCAGCGAGACGAGCGAGCGGCCUAGCGAGCGCGCGAGUGAGGUGGGUGAUGAUGAGAUCCCGGAGGAGGGCACUGCUUGAUGGAUAUGGACGGUCUGGAAUAUGUGGUGAUUUGGUUGUUGCCUGUUGGAGUAGAUCGGUUGGGGUGUUAUCGGAUGC
Messenger RNA from Aspergillus candidus, 3444 nucleotides. Its product is annotated as Fibronectin type III domain protein. The record is from RefSeq and is a predicted model, not a curated record. Lineage: Eukaryota; Fungi; Ascomycota; Eurotiomycetes; Eurotiales; Aspergillaceae. Bases 61 to 3366 code for a protein of 1101 amino acids. The transcript has 3 exons. Gene Ontology annotation, molecular function: protein binding.